This is a messenger RNA of Anopheles coustani, 1291 nucleotides long. Its product is annotated as zinc finger C4H2 domain-containing protein. The record is from RefSeq and is a predicted model, not a curated record. NCBI's taxonomy places the organism in Eukaryota, Metazoa, Arthropoda, Insecta, Diptera, Culicidae. The coding region runs from base 199 to 1017 and encodes 272 amino acids. Gene Ontology annotation, biological process: positive regulation of neuron differentiation. Gene Ontology annotation, cellular component: nucleus. The transcript has 5 exons.
AUAGCGUCAAAUUGUUUUGUAGUUUCGGUUCUGAAACGCUAGAACGCUGUUAGAAAGGAUUUCUACUUAUAUGUGUUACAGAACCAUUAUUAGUGGUGUGACGCUAAGCUCAGUAUUAUAACAGUAAAAGGCUAGUCUAGUAAAAGGCUUAGUCCAGAUCGCAGUGCUUUGAGAAAUUGGUUCAUAUACGGAAGAAAAAUGAGCGCUGUCGACGAAAGAACUAUUUACGCGAAGCUGGAAGCUAUGAAAGACAUAAGAUCCAAAACACUACAACUAGAAAAGCUAAAACUUAAAAUAGUUCGUGAAGUAGAAAAUGGGGAUGCAGAGGAAAAAUGUUUGUCUGAAUAUCGUCGCGAGCUUGAACUUCUUAUGCAAGAAAAGAUGAGCCAUGUAGAGGAGCUUCGACAAAUUCAUGCUGAUAUUAAUGCGAUGGAAACAGUUAUCAAGCAAGCAGAAGAAAAUAGGAUACGUUCUAUAAAUAUGGCUAAUCGUAUCCAUGAAGAGUAUGUACCCCUGAAAACUGAGGUUGAUUCUAUGCGUCGCGACUACUUAGGUCUUGAAAGGCUGCCGGAACUACAUGAAGAGGAAGGCACAAUCAUUUCUUCAGACCGUUUUCAGAACUAUUACGCUGCGAACAAAUCAUUAUCCACGCCGACCGCUACAUUCUCUCGUCCACCACUGUCUGCACAUCAUCCUUUACCACCGGAUGCACCGGCCACAUCGUUACCUCCAUCGGCUCCCCCAGGAUUUCUUCCGCCUCCUCCGGUAGCAAUGCGUAUAAAUAAGCCUCCAGAAUUGCCGACAAAUCGGCUUCAACAGGCACCAUCAACGAUUGGGAUCGGUCAUCCGACAUUCAGGUCUGAUUUCAAUGUGAAUUUAAGCAGACAGCAGCCGCCUCCGAUGAAAUCGUGCCUGUCGUGCCAUCAACAAAUCCAUCGAAACGCUCCGAUCUGUCCGCUAUGCAAGGCUAAGAGUCGCUCUCGCAAUCCGAAAAAACCUAAAAAGAAGGAUCACUAAAUUGACCACGCGCUGGUAGCGUCAGGGACACAUCGUUUAUUAAAUUAUGCAGCUUUCUAUAUAUUCUUCCGUAUCAAUUCAUGGACGUACAAUCGAGUGGUUCAGCUUGCUGAUGUCGACUUAAUAUUAGUCAUUCAUAACUAGGUAAUAAGAAUAUUUUGCAUUUUCUUGCAGCAACAUCAUUACGAUUUGAGUCGUAUGUAUUAUUUUAAAUUUAACAAAAGUAUAAUAUAUCGUGUAUUGUACAAUUUUAAUUAUUGUGCUAUUUUUGAAU